This is a messenger RNA of Mytilus trossulus (common blue mussel), 4127 nucleotides long. RefSeq names its product neuromedin-U receptor 2-like. The transcript is spliced from 2 exons. Gene Ontology annotation, molecular function: G protein-coupled receptor activity; peptide binding. Gene Ontology annotation, biological process: cellular response to hormone stimulus; G protein-coupled receptor signaling pathway. The record is from RefSeq and is a predicted model, not a curated record. The coding region runs from base 143 to 1171 and encodes 342 amino acids. Gene Ontology annotation, cellular component: plasma membrane. Lineage: Eukaryota; Metazoa; Mollusca; Bivalvia; Mytilida; Mytilidae.
UUCACAUUUGUCUGAAAACAAAAAUUAAUUUCCUGUUGAAUCAUAUUGCGUGUUAAUUUUUUUCAAUUAUAAAUCAUUCAUUGAUUUCAUUAUAUACACUGGUCAAGGAGUGAGAUAAUUAAUAUCUUACUUUGACUAAGAUAUGGCAAACGGAACCUGUCACGCAUGGAUUCAAAAAUAUAUAAUUGGAAAAAAUAUUACGCUAGAUUUUCUAAAUGAACUACAUGUAAAGAGGAAUAUUGGCGGGAUUACUAUGUUGACCAUAUUUUCUGUAAUUGGUGUUAUUGGCAAUGCGCAUGUUUUAUACGUAUACUUCCGGUACUUCAAAUAUUCAAACUAUAGGAUAUACGUUUUAUUUCUCGGCAUACUUGAUGUUAUCAACUGUGGUUUUGCUGCCCCUUUAGUGGUAUUUUACUUAUUUUAUCCUCUAAACUAUCCAUCGCAUUCAUUCUGUAAAAUUUUCAGGACGAUUAUUUAUUUUAUGGCAAUAGCAAGCACGUUGUUGUUAGUGUCCAUAGCAAUUGAAAGAUUCCGAAAAAUCCGAUAUCCGCUAAAGGAAAGGUUAUCUGCAACUGCUGUGAAAGGACUCUGUAUUGGAAGUUUAGUAGGUGCUGCUGUUUUAUCCUGGCCUGCGCCAAUAAUAUGGGGAUUGGGAACAGUUGAAACUGGGAUUCCAGGCUUUCAAGGAAAACGAUGCUUCACCGAAGACAGAUUUCAGAACUACAAUACAAAUUAUCAAGGAAUUUAUAACGCAUGUUUGAUUUUGUUUUAUUUCAUUGUCUCGGCUACUUUGAUGGUUAUGUAUAUUUAUAUCGGAAUAAAGAUACAUACACAAUAUGAGCGCGAUAGCUCACGACGUGAAAGCUUACAGAGCGGAACAUUUAAUUGUAAAGAAUCAAUCAAAUCAAACAAAAACAAUACCCGGAAGUCGACAAUCACAUUGUGCGUAGUCACUUUCACAUAUGUACUGAGCGCACUGCCCCAUCAUAUGUUAUCAUUUUUUAUUUUUCUUAUUCCAGAUUUUGACUGUUCAUUAAGUUUGAUAGGUUCAAUGCUAUAUUAUACGUUUGUAUGGUCUUACUUUUUCAAUAGCGUUGUUAAUCCGUUCAUUUACGGAAUUCGAGACCGGAAGUUUAGGUUGGCAGUGAAAAACAUUUAUAAACGGACAUGAUGGUAAUUAUAUUCAUUUGGAAUGAACGAAGAUUAAGCUUGAAAAUUAAAAGAAACAUAAUGAGAAAAGACACACGUUAUAAUUUUAGUAGCUUCUUUGAGAUUGUACAGCUUUAGGAAGAUGGUUGCUCUAAUAUUGUUCGCUAGAAACAAUAUUUCAUAAAUGAUUAUAACAGGAAUGAAGCAAAGAAGAAUUAAAUGUAUAUACAGGAUGGUUCUGAAAUGUGAUGAAUUUACAAAUAGCUUUUUCAUCAAUGAAAUACAUUUAGAUUUGUAAAGCUAACAUUGUCAAGUGUUUAUACUUAUAUUUUUUUUGUAAUUUUAUUUAGAGAUUUUAUUAACAUAUUACUAACUGUUUAGAGUGCCAAUAUGUCCUCUUCGUUUUAAAUCUUUAUUUUUUCUUUUUUCUUUCUUUUUUAUAUGGUUGAUAACUACAUGACUCUCUAUUAACUCAUUUUUAGUAAACAUUUUCAGACAGGAGCAUAAAGCUGAAAUUGUUUAUCUGAACCCUUUUGUGGUUAAGCAAUACAUUCAAAAUUUGAAGAAAAAAAACAUUCUACUUGACAGCUAUUUUCUAGGUUUUAAACAUACUUCUCCUUUUAACAAGCUUAGACGAUGUUAGAAUAUUUACUGAAUGAUGAAUACACUCCAUGUAAUACAAUAACACGAGUUACAAAUGGAGAUUGGUCUGUACAUAGGUACUCUGUUAGAAGACAUAUUACUGCCUAUGAUGAUCUUCAGGAAAUAUGGACGAUGGGUAUCAUUUUUAAUUUCCUUGUGCAUUAUUUCACUAUGAUUGCCAUUGCUUAUGGAAUUCGUUGCGACUGUCAUAAAAGUGAGAGGUUUAGCGCUAUAAAACCAGAUUCAAUCCACCAUUUUCUACAUUUACAAAUGCCUGUACCAAGUCGGUUGUUGUCCUUCGUUUGAUGUUUUUGAUUUGAUUAGAGUUUUAAAUUUUCCUCGGAGUUCAGUAUUUUUGUGAUUUUACUUUUUUGCUAACGUUGAAUAGCUCUAUAUUUUUCAUGUCGGGGCCUUUUAUUUUCGGUUAUUUGGUAUAUGAUUUUCUAGUUGUUGAACGCCGUUUGGUUGUCUAUAAUUGCUUACUUCUUUUGAACUACGAUGAAUAGUCGUCUUAUCGAUUAUCCUACUACAUCUCCAUCUUCUUAUAUUGAAUUGUUCCAUAUUUAAAAUGUUUUUACGACCAACUUUUCGUAAAGACGUCAGACAAUCAUAGAAAACCAUGACUUGACUGUGCAACACCCAAAAUUUAGGUACGGACAUAUUUUAGUUCCAUGAAAGUGCAUAUUUGUGUAACAUUAAUGCUUUGAUUUGUUUUGUUUUACAUUUUAAUGUAUUGUAUUGUAUUAUAGUUUCGAUAUUUGGAUAGAAGAAGAAUAUUAUAACAUAAAUGCAAAGUCGGAAUAUAUAUAACUCUGGUCUUGAGAUUUUUUUUAUAUAUAUCAAUGUUAACAAAGUAAGAAAAUAUUAAUCAUACUUGUUGUGUGUUGUAUAAAUAUCUGUUGCUCCUAAUUGAAUGCACAAUUUAUGAAUAUUUCCUAAACUAAAUUUGAUAUUUUUAUGUCUAUAUUUAAUUUCUAAUUCCGGAAUAGAUAGGCAAUUUGUAUAUCAUUUUCAUUGUUUUCUAAACUGUUACACUCGUACUGAAGUUUUAACACCUUUAGCAAUGUAAAAGAAACAAAGUCACUAAGUAUGCUAAUUCAAACUUACAAAAUACAUUGAGCAUUAAAAUAAAAAGAUAUAAAAUGACACAGAAAUUAACAACUAAAAGUCACCGUAGGCCUUGAACUAUAAGCGAUGCCAAUACCGCAUAGUCAGCUAUAAAAGGCCCCAACACUGCUUAAAUGAGAUGAAACUGAUUAUGAGUGCUAUGUUCAUUAAAACUAUUAAAAUCCCACUCAGAUAAGUAAAAGAGUCUAUUUAGAUGAUUUAAAAUUGAUAGAGGUUUAUAUGAUUAUUGUAUAUUUUGUGUACAAGUCAUGAUUUUAUACAAAUUAUAGUCAAACAAUUUGUCUAAAAGUGCAAUAAUUUAUAGUAUGGAUUUUGUUAUAAAAAAAAGGUAUUGAUAGUCUAUAGAAUGCGGUAUUACAUUUCACCAGAUUCAGUAAGUACCCAUAAUAUAUUGUUUAGGGUGAUCAUACUGAGGAAUUGGAUAUUACCCCCUUCAGUAAGAUGGUCUUUGCGAUUUCGUGUAAUAUAUUUGGCUUGGGACUGUUGGACAGACAAGCGCACCUUUCCUUGUUGUGUGUUCCUGGCACGUUUGAUUGAUGGUUCAAUUUCACUGAGGAAAAUUUCUAUAUUGAUAUUAGAAUUCUGACUGAGGCCAAUUUCUAUUUUACUAUCAGAUUUGUAUCUGAUGCCAAAUUUUCUUUCAUUCAGAAUUGUAACUGAGGCCAAUGUUCUAUCAGAAUUUUCAAUUAGGAAAAUUUCUUGUUACUAUCAGAAUUAACUGGCAGACAUUUAUCACUUAUAUUUCCUGUCUGGAUAUUUGUGUAUUUUGUAAAUAAGGUUUGUAUCAAAGCAUCAUUAUAACAAAAUCCAUACUAAAAAUUAUUGUACAAAUUAUAAGUGAAGUUUAGUGAAAUUUUGUACGAAAUUGAAAUUAUACAAGCACUUUUCAAGUCAAAAUACGAAUUAUGAUAUGUAAAAAAUGAUAACUGCGCCUUUUACAAGUUGAAUUUGAUUUCUCGACAAAUGUCAUGUAAAAAUUCGUACAGCUGUUCCAAUGCAGUACCAGAAUUGUCACUGAGGCAAAUUUCAAUAAUACUGUCAGAUUUGUAACAGACAACUGUUUAUUAUUCUAUCAAAUUUCUAGUAUACUAUUAGAAUUAACUGGAAUGCAUGUAUGAAUUGUAUUUUCCUAUUUGUAUCUGGGUAUUUUUGUAUUGUGUAAAUACGGUUUAUUGUGUGGUCAUUGAAUAAAAAUGUGUAUCUAUGCU